AUGACGGACCUCCUCAAGAUACUGCCGUCCUUUCCCACGGGGCUCUUCUCCGCGCUGCUGCCCGUUGUCGAGCAGCACGCCCUCUCCACCACUGACCUCCUCACCCAGCACCCCGUCGACCUCGCCAAGCAGACGCGCAUCCCGCUUCUCGACCUUAAGCGCUUCGUCGCCGCCGUCCAGGCUUCCUUGGCCGAUGACCUGACACCGGAGAAGCCCCUGGCGCCGAAGCCGAUACCCACAGGCGCGGAAGAAGAGAAUAAAGGGCGCGACGGCGAGGACGAAGAGGGCGCGACAGCCGCCACGCCGACGGAGGAGGUGCCUGCUGCUGCUGCUGCACUUUCUGCCGCGCACACGCCCUGCAUCAGCACGCUCGACGAAACGCUCGACGCGGCACUCGGUGGCGGCGUCCCCGUCGGCUACGUCACCGAGUUCGCGGGCGAGUCCGGCACUGGCAAGACGCAGUUCCUGCUGUCGCUCUGCCUGGCCGUGCAGCUGCCGCCGCCGCGCGGCCUCGGCCGACAGGCCCUGUACGUGUCGACCGAGGCGGCCUUGGCCACGCGGCGCCUCGCCCAGAUGCUCCCGGCCGCGACAGCGCUGCAGCUAGCCGCGGCGGACGAUGACGACGCCGCGCCCGCGCCCGCGCCCACGCCCCCAUCUCUCGACAACAUCCUCAGUGCAGCCACACCGGACCUCGAAUCGCAGGACCACAUCCUAGAGUACCAGGUGCCCGUGCUACUGGCCCGCCACGACGUCGGCCUGCUCGUACUCGACUCGGUCGCCGCCAACUACCGCGCCGAGUUUGAGAGCGGCAGCGGCGGCGCGCUCGGCUCUAGCAUGGCCGCGCGCAGCGCCCAGCUCGUUCGGCUCGGGGCGCACCUACGGGACCUCGCGCGCCGGCACGGCAUCGCCGUUGUCGUCGCCAACCAGGUCGCCGACCGCUUCGCCUCCUCCGGCCAGUCGCAGGGUAGGGCCAACACCACUGCUCGCCUCCCGCACCGCGGGUCCAUGGCACCCCCGCCGGAAAGCCCACUCGCCUCGCGCGGCAGCAGACAACAGCCGCCACCGUCGACGAAUCUGCUGCAGGCCACGCCCACGUCAUCGAUGCCUAUGCCCACACCCGACGACGGCGGCCCCCCCGCACCGCCCACGCUGCUCCUCGACCACCAGCAGCGGUGGUUCACCGGCUGGGGCGACGAGCCGCGCUCCUCGCACGCGCUCAAGACGCCGAGUCUCGGCCUCGUCUGGUCCACGCAGAUUGCCUGCCGCGUCGCGCUCUUCAAGCGACCUGUGUACGGGCGCCCGCGGAGAGUGGCAGCGCCGCUGGACGCUCGCAACGACUGCGAUGACGACGGAGGGGCGGACAGGGAGCCUACGCUCAAGUCGUGGAGGCGCUGGAUGAAGGUGGUGUUUGCGCCGCACGUGGCCGCGUCGGGACAGGGCAUCGCGGACGCGGCCGAGUUUGAGAUCACAACGGGCGGGCUGAGAGGCGUCGUCAAAGACGUUGGCAAGACUAAGGGUUGA
Molecule: messenger RNA, 1521 nt
Organism: Cordyceps fumosorosea ARSEF 2679
Lineage: Eukaryota; Fungi; Ascomycota; Sordariomycetes; Hypocreales; Cordycipitaceae
Product: DNA repair protein rhp57
Exons: 1
Coding region: 1-1521 (506 amino acids)
Biological process (GO): telomere maintenance via recombination; resolution of mitotic recombination intermediates; t-circle formation
Cellular component (GO): replication fork; Rad51C-XRCC3 complex
Molecular function (GO): ATP binding; four-way junction DNA binding; ATP-dependent DNA damage sensor activity
Source: RefSeq, a predicted model, not a curated record